Messenger RNA from Parus major (Great Tit), 4744 nucleotides. It is a transcript of the gene FAM110C, whose product is annotated as family with sequence similarity 110 member C. The coding region runs from base 180 to 1268 and encodes 362 amino acids. NCBI's taxonomy places the organism in Eukaryota, Metazoa, Chordata, Aves, Passeriformes, Paridae. The record is from RefSeq and is a predicted model, not a curated record. Gene Ontology annotation, molecular function: alpha-tubulin binding. Gene Ontology annotation, biological process: positive regulation of cell migration; regulation of cell projection assembly. Gene Ontology annotation, cellular component: cell cortex. The transcript is spliced from 2 exons.
GCGGGGAGCGCGGCCCUCGCAGCGCGCCGCCGCCUCCUGCGCGCCCGGCUGCCCUGCACCGCGGCUUUCCUUUCUCCCCUUUUCCUUUUUUGUUUUUUGGUUUUGUUUUGGUUUUUUUUUUCCUCUUAUCCCCCUUCCCUCUCGGGACUGGAAGCAGAAGCCGCGUCCUUGAAAUUGCUAUGCCAGCUGAACUCUCCCGGGCCGUGGGAAUGCACGCCAUCUCCGACCUCCACUCCUCCCUCCCCCUGCGGCUCCUCAACAAGGGGCCCGAGUACCUCCGCAGGCAGCUGGAGGCCGGCAAGCCGGGCAGGAAAAGUGCGGUGGAGAGACUGGCCGCCGAUAAGGCCAAGUACGUAAAGAGCCAGCAGGUGAUCAGCACCAGGCAGGAUCCCGUCAUCGCGCUCAGCUCAGCCUCGGAGAGCAGCAGCGAGACCUGCUCCGUGGAGAGCAGAGCAGCGAGCAGGGAGCUGGGCACGGGCACGAAGGCCCUGGAGCUGGGCAGGGCGGUGAGCUCCUGCCGAGCCCCCCUGCAGCACGGCCCCCCCAUCGCCAGGCGCAGCACCAGGAGGCAGAUGCGGCCGGAUUCCCUGGUGAUCUACCGUCAGAAAUGUGAGCUCGGGAGAGGUCAAAGCCAGGACAGCUCACGGGGGAAUUUGGUGAGGAGGAUCUUCCAUGGGCCCAUAAAGGAGAAGCAGUUGGCUUCCCCCGAGUUGCCCAGAGUCAUGGAGGACGUCGCAGCCACCGAGAGCUAUGAACCUCUCUCGGCAAAAGAUGGUGACCGUGAGCCCAGUGACCAUGGAGCGGUGCAGACUACCACUGUGAGCACUGAAGGGGAAGGAGUAUGUAUAAAAGAGCAUGAGGGACCCUCAAAACUGAGUACACCUCCUGAAGAGGUCAAGGAGGUGAAGAGGAGAGGUCUCCAUCGCUCCCAGUCAGACAUCAGCUCUCGCUACUCCAAGUCCUUCGCUGAGUUUGAAACGUUUUUCAAGUACUGUGGCCUGGAGCAGGAGGUCAUUGAGGAUCUUGGGAGAGAGAACUUCUCCGUGGUGUCUGACAAUGUCUCCUUCAAGAUCCGCAGCAUCAGCGUGGCAACAUCGGAGAGUGAGUUCACGAGGCACAGUGGGGAUGAGGGGCUGCUGGAGGACGAGCUCACCGAGCAGGUCCCCAGCAGCACCUCUGUGAUUGAGCGCAACGCUCGGAUUAUCAAAUGGUUGUACACCUGUAAGAAAGCCAGGGAGACCAGCAAGGUGAUCCAGGAACUGGCAUGAUGGCUUCAUUCAGCAUGCGUUGGAGCCUGGUGAGCUCAAGAAUUUCUGACUUGGAAGGUGAACAUAACCAGACACAGGAAGAAACUGUUCCCUCAUCUGGCUUAUGUGUACUUUGUCCAAGUUUAGUAUUUUGUUAUUGCUUCCUACCUUCACCCCCACCCCCUGGAAGCCUCACUCUUGUCAAGCCCAAGGGUGUCCAAGGUUGCAAUGAAAAGUGGAGAUUGUGAGCUGUGCCCCUGCAAGACAGCAGGAAACAAAAACCCCUGGAAAAGCAAAGCGUGGCAGGAGCUGCCAUCCACAGUAAUAUUCAACAUCAGCUCACUGCCUCAGGAUGUCAUUCCAGGCUGUGACAGAAGGUCUGUUUUGUGCACCCAUCUCUUUCCAGCAAUGAAUUUGUCAACAAGGAUGGGGGGAGAAAGUGGGAAUGAAGUGGCAAUGACCUGUGGGUCAGGUGUUUCCUUGCAGACAGACUGUUCAAAGGCUCUCCCUUACCAGGGCUGUUUGAUCAGAGCUCACCCUGACGUCAUUCACCAUCAUUUGCUUGGCUGCUGAGGGAUAGCUGACAGCCUUAUCUGAGACACUGGGCAAACAUGCUGUAAACUCUAUCCCUGCCAAGCCUCUCUUUCUCUGAGAGCGUGCAAGCCAAAUUGGUGUACCUUGUAUCCAUCUAGUUUGCUCUUGCUAGUUUGUCACACAGCUUGCUCAGCCUUUGGGAAAGAAUAGCACCAAGUUCUUCCAGGAGCAUGGUUCCAAGAAACAGGUUUUGAGGGAGGUUUUGCAUUGUUUCUGCCUUGCAGAAUGGUACAGUUUGUUUGCAAUGUUUGCCUGACUCUGACAUGGAAACAUUGCAAGGUUUGGCAGUCGUGGUGCAACAGCUUUAGUUUUAGGCAGUGUGUGACCAAGCUCUUAGAGAAUGGCAUUAGGGAGCUGUGCAAGGCAAGAGGGCAUGUUAGGGCACAGCAGGCCAGGGAAUGUCCUGAUGACACCCAGUGUAGACAACACCUCACUCAAUGUCCUCAGAAAAAUGCUUCAUUUGGGCUGCCAGAGCUAAAGAUGUUUUAAAAGGUGAUACUUGGAUUAUUAGUGUGGUGAAUGAGGCCUCUGCAGUACCUCAUGGAAUUUUCUGGCUAUGCCUCAAACACCCUAAUGUGUCAUUGCUUGCUAGAAAAUCAAAGCAUUUCGAUGUGGACAUUACAAACCACAAAACAAUGCAAAAAAAAAUAAAAAAAAUAAAAUCCAAAGUCACUUUCCCUUUCAUUUGCAGUGAUACCCAUCUGUGAAAGCUGCUUGACUGGCAUAAUGUAGACUUUAGCUGCUGGUCCUGCAGAGGUGAAAAGCUUACUUUAUGUUACCAUGGUUGUGGAAGAGUUGCCCUUGAAGAGCUCGUUGACAUCAGCUAGAUAUCAUCUGAGUUGCACUUCCAUGGAUUUUAAAUGUGCUUGUCAGUCCUUGGAUGGUUAGUUCUCAAUUACAGCACCAGUUUGGGCAUGCAAUAUCUUCUGUUUCUAGUGUUAGGUACUAAGGCCUAUAUGUCUGAGGUUCUUAAGAUAACUAAAUAACAAUUCCAGAUAAAAUAAUUGUUGAACCCACUUUUCAGUUGGGAGAAAAUGAAAUAGUUUGUGUAAGCUCCUUCAAACUUAGAGAGAAGGUAGUAUAUGUGGAUAUUUUCUUACAUAAUGAAAUCUCCAUAUAUAUUUGUUACAUUAUUAUAAAAUAAUGAUUCUCAGAAAACUUCAAGAUGCUGCUAAGAAAAUUUAUACACUGAAGGUGCAGGUUUUUAAGGAUCACAGUCUAGGUUUAUUAGUCAGGAACAUAAUCUGAUCUAUCUGUUCUAUUCAUGCUCCCAGCAAGAUGCUGUACCACAUAUAUAUUUAUAUAUCAGGGCUAAGGAAUGCUUUUCUUUGAAAACAUGGAUGACUGUAGACAGCUCAGAGUGCAGGAAAUAUCUUUUGAGUUACAAUCCAGUGCCCUGCCACAGGAGAAGAGAAUUAAUUUGUUUUUUUUCCAAGGAAAUUUUUUGUUUAAUUUUCAAACUUCUAUUUGCUGUUCCUCUUGUCAGUUGAGCAGCUUUCAGAAGUUAAGAUGAAAGAUGUAUUACUCACGAGAUUUCAAUAUUAGGAAGGAAUAUGUCUAAUUUGCUUGAAAAUACUGAACAUCAACCUUUCUGAAAAUCAAUGUGGGUUUCAUGGCAGAGGUUAGUGAAAUCAGAACUGGACUCAUUUUGAAUACUUUUUAAAUCCCUCUUUUUGUCUUUGUGGAUAGUUCAGUAGAGUUCAAGUGACUUUCCACACUGGUGUGGCAGAAUUUCCCUGGCUUUGUUCAUAUUCUGUAGGAAUCCCAAGCACUCCCAUUUAUUUUAGAGGUGAUGUGGACUUGUCUAAGAUCUUUGCCUGAUAAGCUAUAAAUUCCCUUUAUUUAAUAAUACCUCUGGGGAAGCUAAUAAUUUACAUUUCCUAUAUGUCAGAACAAAAAUAGAUGACAGUCUUUCCCCAUAUGUUUUGGGAACGGGUAAUUCAGUGUUUUUUCCAAAUGAUGAGAGCUCUGGUGUUCAUUCCGCUCCUGUUACUGUUACAUGUAAAGGGUUUUCCUUUCUUCUGCUGGGUCAUUCAGUCACAUCCUUCAAAACAAGAAGAACUUGCUAACUAGUUAGCCACUACCUAUCUUUUUCUCAAAAAAUAGAAAUCAUCAUUUUUUGGUUUGGCGCUUUUUUUUUUACUAUUUGAUUAUAAAAGAUAUUUUUUGGGACAGGUGGAAUUUUUCAGCUUUGGUGUUAAGCUGUGGAAAAGUGGGCUGUUGCAGUUUGAACAGAAGUUUUAGCAACAGAACUAGUUUUCCAAUUGUCUGGGGAGCCUAAAAUAGUGGCUGAUAACAAAGGCUAGUCAUAAAUUGAAUUAUUUUGACUAGAACUAUGUAAACAAAAUAGUCAAAUGGGGUGCAAGUGUGCAGAACAAAUUGCUGUUUACAUCCAAGUGUUUCAUGGUUCUCCAGUGCUGUAACAAAGGGCAAUGUCCACUGCUGUGGCAUAACAGGAAAAAGGUACAAAGUCUGGGGUUUAUGGCCUGGAAUAUGGAGGCUGAAAUCUUUGCAAUAUAUUGUAAAUACUACUGUACAGAAAUCUAUAAGAAAUACAGAUUUUUCUAUAUGUAUAUUACUUUUCUAAGGGGUAUAAAUCUACACGUUUCAUGAAAUUGGCCAAGUGUUACAUCAGUGGGGAUUAAGCAGAAACUUCCUUCUGGAGCAGGUUGUCCUGCCAGUGCCUCCUGUGCAGCUUCUUGCAUCUGCUUUUGAAUCCUUAGAAGUGGAAUACUGGCUGGAUCUGAUACGGAUGUUUCACCAUUGUUAUGCUUAUAUUCCUGUGAAAAAAACCACGUGCUAUUGAAUGCAUACAAAUAAAACUACCACUCUGAGAGGUAAUGCUUGUUUAUUUAAAGUAUACUUGUAUAUUGCUAUCUCCAUUAAAGUGCUAUUAUUUUAAA